UGGAUCUAAUAACUCCUUAAGUGUUAUUUAUGCUCAUGUAUCUUGCGUUUAAAUAACUCUAAUCAAGGCGCGUGAACUUAUAUUGAUUUAAAUGUGUCUCGAUGACUAGCCAGUAUACCGGAUUUAAGGUUGAGUUAACGUCAUCUCAACUUGGGAAAAUCGUUGGUAUUGUCUCAAAUGUUAGCGAAAACAAAAUCAGUCUCAUCAAUGCAGUGAUCAACAAUUAUCCUCCUACGAUCCCUUCGUUUGCUGUCGAGAGUAGAUUUAUCCAAAAUAUUCGCAUUCUUUCAACUGCAAGUGACGAUGAAUCCUCAGGCAGUGAUACACCGGUUAAAGGCCCAAAUAAGUCCUCUAAUUCUUCACGUGAACAACGUCGAGAAUGGUUAAGAAACAUUCCUAACGCUUGCAGUGUUUAUGUAUGUCCUGACUCACCGCCUAUCAUUCAUAGGACGCCUGGUGCUCCAGGAUCUGGUAGUAACAUUAAUGAUAUUAGUAACGGUUUCGGACCGUCAAAUGAUUUGCAAUUGUUAGAUAAUGCAUUGGGGAAAGCUUCCAUUCGCGAACCGAAUGACUUAAGUCCAGCUCGUAAGUAUGGCGUCAAUAACCACCGUCAUUCCAAACGCCGCAGUUAUUCAAUGUCAGAAACAGCUGGUGCGACAAGUGAUAUAUCUGGUGCUGAAAGUGAUUCGUUCCAUCGUUAUACGAAUUCAGGAUCAAGAGGUCAGUUCAACUGUGGAGUCAGUGGCAUUGCUAAUCGACAUGCUCAAAAUCGCGGUCACCCACGUGAUAAUAAUAAUAAUAGUCACAACCAUCGGAGUGGAGGGAACACUGGACUAAAUGGAGGUGGUAGUAGUGGUCAAAGAAACUUGGCAGAUUGGGAUCGAAUCUGUGUUGAAGAAUUUAUUGAUGAAGAUUUUGAUUUCGAAGGGAACUUAGCCUUAUUUAAUAAGAGUGCAUUCUAUGAAAUGGUUGAUUCGCGCGAAGGUCAUUCAAUAACAAAUACUUCUGACGUGAAUAAUUCUUCCGUUUCAUCUCUGCCACAUUUCAUUGAAGGUCCAGACGGUGUUGGAAUUCCUCUAUUCACUACUCCAACUCAGUCAUCUAAUUUAGUAACAACUAUGACAGCUUCAACUAGAACAACACUGACUAUCACAUCCUCUGGUAGUCACUAUGAAGAAAAGCAUAAAAUAAACAAUACACAAAUAAAUACUACUUCCAAUAAUAAGUUUAAUAAUCAUCAUAGUUCUACUAGUUCAGGAGUAGUUACAUUGUCACCAGCAGCAGCUGUAACAGUUCAUUCGAAAGAAAAUAAUUUCAAUGAUAACAUUAAUAAUAAACAAUAUUAUAUAAAUUCUAUAAAACAACGUAGUAAUCAGUACUGGUAUACAUGUACAGGACAACGUGUACCAAUAUUUCCAUUAGAACAACGUCAGCGUUUAUUUAAUUAUCUAACUACAGGAUUAAAUUUAGAUAUUCAAACAAGUAAUAAAUUUCAAGGUAUUACAUGGGGUCGAUUUAUUGAAUCUGCUACUCGUCCUCUAAUCGAUAAUAUUAUGAUACAUUUACGUCAAUUAAAUAGAACACCUCAACGAAUUAUUCAUAGACCUCCGGCUCGUAUUCUAAUUGUAUCAAAUGGAUCUAAUCAUUUAGGUGCAGUAUUGUCGUUGAAUGUAGCUCGAUAUUUAUCUACACUUGGAGCUUGUGUUCUAUUAGUCACUCCGUCUAUGCAUUGCGCUAAGACUACUACUAAUAAUAAUUCAGUGGAUAGCACUACUGUGGCUGCUUCCGAAGAUGUUAGUGAUGAAUAUCCUACUGAUAAUUCCAUAAUGUCUACUAUUUAUCGCCAGGAAUUACACCUACUUAUGAAUUUAGCACCAAAACCAAAUCAAUAUGGACUAGAUGAUCUUGAUGAUGAUGAAGAUGAUGAAUUAGAUCAAUACAGUGAUGAUGGGAGGGGAAUAGAUAACGAAAAUAAUCAUGAUGACGAGUAUAACAGUGAUAAACAAAUACCUGGACUCUAUACAGUUAACAGUAAUGAUAAUGGGAAUCAUACGAAUGAUGAUAAUAUCGGUCCAUCUUCUGCGAAUGUUCGUGAACACAAUGAUGUUGACUUUGAUAAUAUGAGUUGUCUCAAUUAUUCCGAUAUCAGUAGUAUUGUUGAUCAUAGUUCAGUUGGACGCAUAUGGAUGAGUCGUAUGCCUGGAUUGAAAAUUAUACGUCGACCAAAUUGUAAGUAGUAUACUUGUACAUAUUUUUUCAAUCUAUUAACUAUUUUCUAAGCUGUCAUUGUUUGUUUGCUUUUAAUUUAAAUAAAUACUGAUCGUUUCAAACUCACUUAUAAUCACAGUAAUGAAGACUAAUAAAUAGACUUAUGAAUAAACAACAUCAUUUCUCAACUUUAUCCUUCUUUGCAGCUAAUUUUCCCUUGAAUUCCUAAUAUUGAAGGUAGUGAAUUAGUUGAGUGUGUCAAUCACUUCACUUAUCCCGGAAGUUUCGUCAAGCUCCAUAGGUUGGUGUUUGACGAAAUAUCGGCAAGAAUUUCGAAAAACUCGCUAGGAUCACUCAAACCAACUCAGAAUCAGUCCAUGAAGUCAUUGACAACUGGACUGAACCAUGCUAAUCGGUGUAAACUACCUGGUUAGUGUCAGCGUGAUCAUAGUAACCAGUAAUUAAAGAGUUUGAGUGGGAUAGGUCAGAAUUGUUCACAAUGAUGUCUGUGCUUUCCCUCUUUAUCUCGUCCUAAAACCUCAGCCUUGAGAUCUCAUACCAUUUUUUUUCGUUUACCCAGUCUUUUGUACCACUACUGAUACUGUUAUUACUAUUCCUACUACUCUGUGAUUUGUUUUGAAAUAAUUUUAUCUCACUGUUAAUGUAGUACGGGAACUUGAAAUGAUGCAUAUAUGUUGGAUUCUACGCUGCUUAUAGCUGAUUGACUGGUUAAAUUAUUGUCUUAUAAUUGACUUUUUAUAUAACUUGAUAGUAUCGUUUAUCUGAACAGUAUUCUACGUAUAAGUUGAUAGCUUGACGUUGUUAUUUUCUGCGCUUUCAAUAAACUACAUCUGAAAAUUAUUUCUUCGUUAUAUGUCUCACCCUACUUUUGAACAGAGAAAUGAGAUGACAAAUUUUGUGAGAUGGUACCAUUUCGUGCUUUCUCGUCAGUCACAUACAAGCAACAUGUUAUUCGUGUAAAUACAGUUUUGAAGAUAAGGUCAAAAUUUCUUAUUUAGCAUGACAUUCAUUCACUAAAACCAUGGUAAACAAAGGUCAACGUACAGUUGUUUUUGAACACAUAAAGUUGGACUUUUCCGACCAAUCAAGAUAGCUUCAAGUAGUUUGAGCGUGUGUGGGUUUUGAUGACAUGUCACAACUCUAAAGGCUGAUUUUGGGUCAAUUUGAUGACCACUCAUCAUUAGAUGUUUUGUAAUGGACGAGAAAGCACGAAAUGGUACUAUCUCACAAAAUUUGUCUUCUCAUUUCUCUGUUCAAAUUUAUCAAAGUGAAUCACGCUACUUUUGUUAAUGAUCCAUCAUUUCAACCCAUACAAAUUAGCAUAACAACAGUGCAUCAGUCUAAAAACUCUUCCCUUCUCUUAGAUGUCAUCAUUAAAUAACAACAUAAUUAAAAGAAUGUAGAAGAAGAAAAUGCUGUAGGAAAUACUUUUUUUUUAAGAAAAGGCAUGUUUCUUUCUAGCGUUAAACAGAUUGUUAAUUCAUUUACAAACCCAAUUAGUUGUUUGUAUUUGACUUAUCUGAUUCUUCUAAUCCAUACUAAUAAAUAGAACUUUUAAAUGUAUAAUUAGUUUUAAACUACUUAAUUACCAUAACCUACUCUUUUUCUUUGUUUUCUCUAAAUUAGUGUAUUAAAUUCCAUCUGCUUGUUAAGUUUCAAGUAAAAAGAAAAAAAAAGUGUUAGUUGAUUGCUAAUUAGUUGUAUAAGCUUCUCAUAAAUGUUACAGAUGCCUGUGUUCUUCAUCAUUGUUGUCACUCCAUUUGUUAUAUUCAUAAAGUACAUGGGUUUUUUAGUUUGUCCUACAGCUGUUACCAAACUGCCAAGUAGUAUACGCAUUGACCUAGCGAUAAUUGGUCAUCCAGAUGACAGUACUACUGUAAAUAAAGAUAACUCCUCACUGUCAUCAAAUACAAAUCUAUUGUUUAAUUGGUUGCGCAAUCACAACUCCAUUGGUGGUAUUAUUCAUUUGACACCUUCCCAGUCUAUUGUUGAUUCUAAUAUUCUGUUAAGAAAUGCUCAACACUUUGUUUGGGUGAUUGAAUUAGGCUUACCAACACUGACACCACAAUGUCAUUCAACAUCAUCUUCAACAACAACGUCUACAAUGUCUAUUCCUCUAACUGAAGCCACGCUGAAUAGUAGUACACCAACUAACACGACCACUUCAUCACCAACUCACUUUUUAAUUGAUGUUGGAUUUGGUCGAAAUAUUGUCCGUAAAUUAACUGGUGAUUUAAAUCUUCUACCACCAUAUGGUCUAUUCGAUCUGGGCUCUAUGAUUCCUUUACGAUCAGAACAAUCGAACUCAGUGCAACAACAAAUAUUACGAUAAUUUCUUUGAUUUAAACAUUGUGUGCGCACAAACUGUCCACAUUUUGUAAUUAAUUUUGAUGAAAGAAAAUCUAAUUGACUUUGUUUUACUCUGUUUCGAUAUUUUGUAUAUAACAGUUGCAAUGGUUCUAUCGUUCACUUAAUCACAUAGUCUUUUAAUUUCUCCUCUAUAGUUAUUCUGUUUUCUAAUGUAAGAUGUGUACACUAGGAUAGCCUAGUGUUUUUUUCAUUUCGCUUCAGAGUACCUAUCUGACUUCGUUGUCAUGUUUUGUAUUGUACUAUUCUACAGUUUUCUUUUCUUUACAAAUUGUUAUCUCACUUAAUAGUCUAUGUGAUUUAUUUUUUCUUGUUUGGUAAGGCAUAGAUAGCAUGACGUUAUUCUGUGUAAAUAUAAAAAUGAUUGGUAAUGUAUUACCUGUCUUUCAGUAAAAUUAGUAGAGACAUGAUUUGAUUAUUAUCUGUUUCUAUUACACUAUGUGUUAGUCGA
Molecule: messenger RNA, 5047 nt
Organism: Schistosoma rodhaini
Lineage: Eukaryota; Metazoa; Platyhelminthes; Trematoda; Strigeidida; Schistosomatidae
Source: the annotation of a GenBank genome assembly